AUGUCAACAACAGAGAACACAACAACUGCUAUCGUUCAUGAAGCCAUAAGUGAAGAAUACGAGUACAUACAGUUUAACAAACAACUCCGUCUCAUUCGUUCGGUCAAAGAUGACAUGUACCAAAUGCAAAGUAUUUUGACAGCAUGUUUUGCACCAGACACUAAACACGCAGACGAUUGGUUCAAAAACCAAAGCACACAAGAACUUUUGAGUGAAAUUUCUCUAGACCGACUUUUUUCGGCCUUGCAUAAAACACAUGAAAAUCGCAAGAAUUUGGCUCCUGGUUUGAGAGGUUGGUAUGUACAUAGACUUUUAGUAAAUGCUGUUGCAAUGUGGGCUUCACCUCGCUAUGCAUGGCAUGUUUACAAACUUCUUGACGAAAUUCAUAGACAAGAACGUGAAGAGCUAGAGAACAAGCUUGAAGCAAAAGAUGAAGUCAUUGAAGCAAAAGACAAAAACAUACAGAAAAGAAUACCACGUUCGGUACCAAAAGGAAAGGAAAAGAACUAUAA
Molecule: messenger RNA, 512 nt
Organism: Trichomonas vaginalis G3
Lineage: Eukaryota; Parabasalia; Trichomonadida; Trichomonadidae
Product: KilA, N-terminal/APSES-type HTH, DNA-binding family
Exons: 1
Source: RefSeq, a predicted model, not a curated record